AAGCGGCAACUCGAUCGUGCUAUAUAAAUGGCACUCUCUCGCGGCCCACUUCCAGUGUGUCAAGUCUUCGUAGCGGCCACGACUCAGCCAUGAGACUCGCUGCCUUGGUGGUGCUGGUGGGAUGUGCUGCAUGGCUGGUCAAUGCCAGUCCUGCUCCACUAGACAUAAAACCAGUCGACAUUUCAACUCUCAUUGCAACAGUUCCUGGACUUAAAGAGGAACUGGAAGCCAAGAUAAAAAAAGAUUCAGGUAAAAUUUCAAUUGUAGCCACAGCCACCAAUGCCCCCGCUACCACUGCCCCAACAACCACUACCUCUGCACCACAAGCAAAUGCUCCUCCAACACCAGCCCAGACCACAACACCAAGAAGCACAGAGGGAGGAAAACGUCACAGACCAUUAAGACGCCGUGGUGGAAGACGUCGCCUACAGCCUAAUGAUCAGAAUCCUGAAGAAACAGAAGCAACUUCCCAACCUCGGCGACAGAAAAAUGCCCGCACUUUCCCACAAGCACCAUAGUAAAACCCAAAUUCACGAGGUCAAAGUGAACACGAAGUAAAUAGCAUGCAGUUUAUAAUUCACAUAAAUUAGUUGAAAAAGCAAUGAUUAUCAAAAAUGUCUUACUUCUAUAUUUAUAAUAAUGUAUCAUAAAAGAAAAGGUUACAAGUUUUCACACUUGCAUCUUAUUGAAGUUUGACAUAUCUACAAUGUAAUAUACCCUAGAGAUCUUUUUCAAACACUACACACUCAAGUUCACUUUACCUGAAACACUUAACAGGAACCUCGUUAAAAUUUUGUCUGACACAAAUGCCCCUCUGGUACAGAACUAAAAUCAUGCAAAUAGCUUGAUUAUCAAAUGAAGAUAUAUAAGGAAGCACAUAAAGAUGACUACAAAAUUUCAUACUUUGUUGGAAAUAUCCUGCUAGAAAAACUUAGGUGAGAUGGAAGUACAGCUCCUCCCCGACUUACGACCACCCGCACUUACGACCUGCCUCAGUCGUACCAAAAUUUGGUCAAAUUACGUAUUUGCGAGUCCCAAAGUCAGUACACAGACAAAAUUUUUGUUUGUAAAUCACUUUAAAAUGACAGGCAAGCUUAAAAGCGAGAGUUUUGUGGUGCUGAGAAGAAAGAGAGACACCCAUAUUAGAUUUUCUAUGUAUUAUUUAAGCAUUUCCGACUUACAACCUGGAUUUGGGUCCCUAACCCAGUCGUAAGUCGGGGAGGAGCUGUACGAUACAGUACAGAAUAACAGACAGGUGUAAAUCAGCGUAUUGUACUGUACUGGCUCAGAUGGGACAUGAAUACAGUAUAUACCCUUUACUACCUUUGGCUCUUCAGGAAGUGUCAUAUAAAUUAUAAUAAAGCCUUUUAAGGCAUAUACUACUGUAGAUUUAUUUACAUACUUUAUGAAAUUUGCACAUGCAGCACAUUAUGAAGGGGAUCCCCUGUUACAUAUUCCUUCCAUUAUAUAUCAUCACUGCUUUGAGCAAAACUAUUAUAUGAAGUCUGUUGUUA
Molecule: messenger RNA, 1514 nt
Organism: Homarus americanus (American lobster)
Lineage: Eukaryota; Metazoa; Arthropoda; Malacostraca; Decapoda; Nephropidae
Exons: 2
Coding region: 90-518 (142 amino acids)
Source: RefSeq, a predicted model, not a curated record